CGAUCACGUUCCCCAACGUCGAUGCGGGUUUCAAUACCGACCAUAUCUUUGGACCCUCUUGUCACCAAGGCAUUCCCUCAAGUCUCCAAGACUGAAGCCGUAUCUCGCCUAGUGUCUUUCAUAGAACCUGGAAAUGUCGCUGUGCUGACGGGCGCAGGCAUUAGUGUAGAUUCUGGCAUACGCGCGUACAGAGGACAAAACGGCCGAUAUCUCAACCCAAACUAUCAUCCCAUCUUCUUUCACGAACUGGCCGACCCAACCCCUAAAGGCCACCGGUUUAGGCAGAGGUACUGGGCACGAUCAUAUCUAGGGUGGCCAGCUAUCAAAGAAGCAAAACCAUCAACAUCCCAUUAUGCUAUAGGGGCUCUACAAUAUUCAAAUCUUGUCCAUAAGCUCAUCACCCAAAAUGUAGACGGCCUUCAUGGAAAGGCGAUUCCAAUAACUUGGGGAGCUUAUGAGAAACAAAGACGAAUUCUGGAAUUGCAUGGACGUUUAAGGACAGUUAGCUGUACUAGGGGUCACUCGCAAUCUAGGGCAGUUUUUCAAGAGCGAAUAUCUUCCCUUAACCCCUCUUGGCGCAAGUAUGUGGACGAACUCGCGCGUACAGGGUCCGAACCUCGGACAAAUCCUGAUGGUGAUGUCGAAUUGAGGGGCCGUUAUUUUACUGACUUUGUCGUCCCGAACUGCGAGUUGUGUUUGCUCGAGGGGGUAAAUGCGGAUGAGGCCUCAAUUAUAAAGCCGGACGUUAUAUUCUUUGGGGAAUCAAUAUCAUCUGCCGUGAAAGAUCGAUCAUUUCGGGAUCUUGAGUGUUGCGAUAAGCUGUUGGUAAUUGGGACAACUCUAGCGACUUAUUCUGCAUUCAGGAUUGUCAAACAUGCAUUGGAAGUAGGAAAGCCAGUCAUGAUGCUGAACAUUGGGCCGACCCGAGCAGAUAAGUUUGAACGAAUUGAGAAAAUAGAAAUGAAAAGUGGGGCUGUUCUUACGGACGUUUGUUCGCUAGUUCUAGGGCCAAAAGCACAUCACGAUCCAGAGUUACGCCGUUUAAUGAUGAGUGGUGUUGUUCAACCGCCUAUCGAUGAUACAGCGGACAAUGACACUGGCGGAUGAAUCGUCCGAGUUGGUACAGCAAUCAGAAGCUUUCUAUGGUGCCUUGAAUGUUGCCUUAUUCGGCAUGCUUCCCUGUAGCUUGAUCAUUGCCGGCAGAUCCAAUAAUUCUCCGGAUUCUGAACGCGUGCUUGGUGGUGGCGAUUGCGC
Molecule: messenger RNA, 1254 nt
Organism: Cantharellus anzutake
Lineage: Eukaryota; Fungi; Basidiomycota; Agaricomycetes; Cantharellales; Hydnaceae
Product: DHS-like NAD/FAD-binding domain-containing protein
Exons: 7
Coding region: 22-1107 (361 amino acids)
Molecular function (GO): NAD+ binding
Source: RefSeq, a predicted model, not a curated record